CUCUCUCUCUCUCUCAAUUACCUUUUGCGUUCUGCUCCCUCAAAUCUGCUCUAUUCGAUGGACGUAUGGCUUUCCCGGGCACGGGCUCCCAUCUGGACGUCGCGGAGGUCCUUCGCGAGCUUCAAAGCCUCGGCUUCUGCUCCGGCCUCGAGGCUUCCAAGCCGGAGGUUGGCUGCGAGUCGCCGAGCGCGCGCUUCGACCGGAUCCUGUCGGUUUUCUGGAAGGAGGUCAAUCGGAGAGGAGAGAUCCGCACGCUUCCGGUCAUGGUUGGCGCCGGGCGGCUCGUCGAUUUGUGGAGCCUCUACUGCUUAGUGCGAGGCAUGGGCGGCUACGAUCGGGUCUCGGCGGACUGCGGUUGGGCGUCGGUUGCGCAGGCGAUUGGGGUGGAUUCGAGCUGCGGUUCGGCGGUGAAAUUGGUGUUCGUUAAGUACUUGGAUGCGCUCGAACGGUGGGUUCAGAGAUUAUCGGGGAAGAAUCAUUUUGGUGCCAAAGUACUCAUAGGACAUUUCAAGAAGCUCAAUGAUAAUGAUAAUGGUGGUGUUGUAACGUUGGAAACAAGCUCAGUUGGUGGAGGAAUCAUCUGUCAGAGGAAGAAGCAAGAAGCUCUGGAGGGGAUGCUUAUUUGGGCACGAUAUGUGGCAAGAAAUCCUAAUUUCUAUUGCAAAGUUGAGGAUCUUGCAGCUGAGGAGAACUAUGCUCGUGUGCUUCUGGCUAGACAAGCAUUACUACAAAAAGUAGUUGAUCAAACAAGCCCUGAAGAAAAUCAGGAAGGAAACCUGGCCAUUUGUGGGAAUGAUAUUCGUGUUAUUUCACAUGCAGCAAGAAUCUUAAAUGUGCAGCCUCAGCCUCUCGGCAAGGAAUCUAAUUCUUGUCAUAAAUUAAUAUGGCUUUCUGAUGAAGAAAAAGGCGAGGAUCCGGUGGCUACCGUUGAGACGACCAAUGAUGUUCAACAUCGAAUCCAAAGUCCACACUUUGAUAAUGUAGUUGACUGGUUUUCUGGGGAUCGGGCAGAGAUACCUGUCAGCACAUCCUCUCAAGCAGAAUUACCAGAUUGGAAUGGCCAGCCUUUUGUGCCUAGCAAUCCUGCUGAAGAACUGAAAUGGUUGGGUGAACGAAUCUGGCCUCCUGAAGGUCAAGAAAAUAGACCAUCAUUUAACGAUGCUGCUAUUGGAAGAGGUAGACAAGAUAAUUGUGAGUGCAAUUUUCCAGGUUCAGUGGAGUGCACUAGAUUUCACAUUGCCGAAAAGAGACUUCAACUGAAAGUAGAACUGGGUCGGGCUUUCCAUUCUUGGGGAUUCACAAGUAUGGGUGAGGAAAUCACACUGUCAUGGACAGAAGGCGAACGAUUGAAGUUCAAGUCUGUUAUUUAUUGCCAUCGGUCAUCUAUUGCCAAAAGCCUCUGGAGCCAGCUCUACUUGUGUUUUCCUCAUAGAAAGAGGAAAAGCUUACUAAGCUAUUAUUUCAACGUGUUUGUUCUUGAGCGCAGAAGGUACCAGAACCGUGUAACACACAAUAACAUCGAUAGUGACGAUGACGAAAGUGAGUUUUGCUCAAGUAAUUUUCUCGGUCAAGACAGAGUUACAGUUAAGGACUUCAUUCCCGUCGUCUGUGAUCAGAAUAAUCAAUGUAUUGAUUUAGAUGACUAGAUGCACAACACCAGUGGUCCUUGAAGCAGAAGCAUCAACAGAUUGUUGUUGUUUGCACCAGAAGAGCUUGGUGCUGCAUCAGUUGCAGAGCAACAUACCUGACAUCAACUCGUUUAACAUUUUUGAAAGAAAAUUUUAGUUUGCUGCUCUGUGUUUUCCCCCCUCAAUUUUGACCUAGAAAUGCUUGUGGAAUCACUUUCAUUAAGCCUCAAAUUUUGGUGCUUACAGCUGCACAUACAUGAGAUAAGAGCUAAAGAGUUUUGACAAUAGAGUUGGGCUGUUUAACAUCAAUAUGGAUGUUGGCUUUGGAUUCUUCUUUCCUCUGUUUAACAUGGUUUUAUAAGGUGCUUUAAAUGAAGUGUUUGUUCUUUAGUUUGAAGGAUUACUCAUGUGGUUUUGAAGGGUGACGAGAUAAAGCUUGGACGAGGACUUAAUAAAGUGUGAAGUCGUGGAGCUUCUUCGACCUCGAGGAUUGUCAUCAGUCUUGGAGUUGGACUUGAAGACUCUUGGCGGUAAGUAGUAAUGUUUUGAAUUUAUUUGAGAUAGAUAAAUACGAAGAUGAAAUUUCGCGCGCAAGUAGAGAUUAUUGUCUAGCGAGUUUUGCCAUAGUGUUUAAGUGAACUUA
Molecule: messenger RNA, 2271 nt
Organism: Zingiber officinale
Lineage: Eukaryota; Viridiplantae; Streptophyta; Magnoliopsida; Zingiberales; Zingiberaceae
Product: AT-rich interactive domain-containing protein 2-like
Exons: 2
Coding region: 66-1646 (526 amino acids)
Molecular function (GO): DNA binding
Source: RefSeq, a predicted model, not a curated record